Molecule: messenger RNA, 1023 nt
Organism: Argiope bruennichi
Lineage: Eukaryota; Metazoa; Arthropoda; Arachnida; Araneae; Araneidae
Product: androgen-induced gene 1 protein-like
Exons: 7
Coding region: 99-842 (247 amino acids)
Cellular component (GO): endomembrane system; membrane
Source: RefSeq, a predicted model, not a curated record
AUGUGAACAAAUACCACAAUUCUUAGUAGAUACGCUGUACUUCGUAUUUUAGCUCUGACCUGGAUCUGAAGAAAUAUUUUAUUUGAUUUUAAUUUGAAAUGCGUUUCUGGUUUCGCAUUAGAGAUCAAACAGAAUGCGGCCCGUGGCAUCGAAAACAGACGGUUCAGCUUUGCUACCACAUGUCUGUUGCUUGGAUGUAUUUUGCUGCGAUCUAUGGAUACUAUGACUUGCCUUGUAAAGUGCCUACGAUCGUUUCUCCGAAGAAUUAUGCUGGAUUUUGGAAGUUCCUGACGUACUGGAAUAUAAUUGUCAGUUUUCUGUUCUUCGCUUUCUCCUGUAUCACUGACACCAUCCAAUCCGACAGGAUGAUAAAAUUCAGAGAUACUGUCUUUGCUGGUAUUGUAUUCCCUUAUGGUGUGUUUGUUUCCUGUAUGUUUUGGGGAGUAUAUGCAGUUAAUAGAGAACUAAUCUUCCCAAAAGAGUUGGAUGGAAAAUUUCCUGCGUGGUUAAAUCAUAUUUCACACACAAUUCAAGUGCCAACUCUUCUUCUGGAAGUCCUUAUCGUUCAUCAUAAAUAUCCGAGCAGAAAAACAGGAUUCGCUACGAAUAUGGGUUUUGGAGGCGUCUAUCUUCUUUGGACAUUUUACUUGGCUUUCGCCAAAGAUAUAUGGGUGUAUGAAUUUGUUCAAGAUUUACCCUGGUACGGUAAAGUAAUUUUCUUUCCAGCUUGUUUGGCCAUGCAAAUAAUCAUAUACAAUGUGUGUGAAAGAGUCGACUAUUAUUUUUGGCGUUUUUUCCCAUUGUCACGCGAGUUGAAGAGGUUAUAUGGUAAGAAAGUGUGAAAAAAGAACAAGCUUUUCCAAUAUAGUUAAAUGAAUUUCCAUUAUUUUUAAUCCGAGUUUUACAACUGAAAAAAGUCAGUUUUUAAUGCAAGAAAUUUUUUUUAAAUUUUCUGCAAUGUGUUUGUAAUAUAUUCUUUAUGAAUUUUAAAUGAUAGACCAAUAAAACAUUUUUGAAUGAUUG